AUGGCUUUUUGCGAUUUGAGUGUCUUCACGACGGAACUGUCGUGCGCUACAGGUAAUGCACGUCUUCGCAGUCGCCAGGCAACCCUGUUCACCUUGAAGGGUCGCGUUCACAGGACUGCGUCGGAUCUUCGCAGGACUCACAAAAUCAGUCGUUUGGUGAGCAUGAACGUUAGCGAAACACUCACAAGCACCAAAGCUGUUCAAAAUUUGGAGCCAUUAGGCACCAAAGAGAGCGUCCUGGAUGCUGCAGUCUCGGCGAAAAAAGUCCAAGCUCCGGGCACCGCAGCACUUUACUUUGCUUACGGCAGCAAUAUGUGCCCCCGAGUACUGGGACCCGACACUGAUCUUCUCUAUUUGUUGCGACGAAUAUCGUCGUCGUCCUGGGAAACCGGAGAGCCGGCCGUACUGGAAGGGUUCAGCCUUGAGUUCAGCUGCCCUGGCGUGGAAGCCCUCGGAGAACCAGCAUUCGCCAACAUUGUGCCUGCCGUCGAGGCCAAUUCUGGUGCACCCCGUGAGCAGUAUGAUACAGAGGUUCACGGUGUUUUGUUUCGAUUGACACAAGCAGAAUUAGACCGCAUCCUAUUAUCGGAAGGGGUCGGGUUAGGGCGCCAGCGCGUCGUCAACGUCACAGUACGCACCUACCGCAACGUACUCUAUGAAAAUGUCAAGACAGUCGCGUAUGUAUCAUGGGAGAUACGGAAUCCACAAAAGCCCUCGUCACGUUACCUCGAGCUCAUCCUGGAAGGCGCUAAUUACUUUCACUUGGAUAUUCGGUAUGUUCGAACGCUUCUGCGCAAGGCCUCCGGUGAGUACACCUCUGCCGCGCUCCCAGCCACGAAUAAUAUUCAGAGCGACAUGGUGAAAAUGCUUCAGGACAUACAGGUUCCCCAACAGAUUGUGGCGUUUUAUCAAGAAAUGCACCACCUCAAGGGAACGGUUCGAUUCAUCAUGCCUCCGAUGCUUGACGAGAGCUCACGGGCGACUAGGCCGCUGUUGCUGUUCUUCCCCGGCCUAGAUGGCACUGGCAUCAGUAUUGCUACACAGCUUAGAAUGUUUCAGUCAAAAUAUGAUGUUCGCAUUUUGGUGAUUCCUCGGGACAACCGAAUGCCGCUGGAUGAAUUAGGGAACACAAUUCUGGAUUGUUUGGAGUGCCUCUGGAAACAAAAGACAGAGGUACUGAUGUCGAAAGAGGUAUCGCACGAGCCUCAGGUUGCACCGGAUGUUCUCGCUGAGAGCAUGGGCUGCUUAUUGUGGUUUGAGUGUGUAAGAGCUUUUCGCAGACGAGCGAAUCUCAAAUGCGGCGCUGUUGACCCCUGCGAAAGCCCUACUCGCGCUCUGGCAAGGCACGUCAUGCUGGUGAACCCAGCAACUAGUUUCAGCAAAUCAGCUCUCGCUCCAGUUUGGGAAAAUAUCUCUGCAUUACCCGACCCCGUUUACCACGUUGCUCCGUACAUAUUUAGCCCUAUUCUGAUCGAUCUGCUCCAGCUUUUGGCAGAGCCCAGUAUGGCGUUUCAGUCACUCCAGCGAAUGGGUGUCCUCCGCGAAAUCUUGCCCAAGGAGACGCUCCGUCAUCGGGUGCGACUCAUUCGCGACUUUCGCUAUGCAGCCGAUGACUUUGCGGCUGCAGCAGAGUACGGUGCUGAGCAAUACACAAUCGCAGUUGCAGCGAAUGAUGCUCUGCUGCCCUCUCUAGCAGAAUCAGAGAGUCUCCUUGGAAAGCUUACGCUGCCUUUUCUCGAAAUUCAAAAAACGGGGGUCCGGAGGAUGAGUAGCCUUCCUGCUACUGUUGUUCGGUACGUUGCAACUCAAGGUGGGCACGCGCUGCUCCAGUCGGGGAGCUUCGAUGCUUACCAGCAGCUCAUGGUUAAGGCUGAACGCGCACAUGAUCGCAUUCGAAGAGGUCUUUUGGAACGAAUACCCAAAGCUGCGAAAGAUUCACAUACCCGUUCGUCUCCGAGCCAGCAUACAACGGACGUCACCGACAAAACAAUGGGCUCAGGUUUCGUAACUGAAACCCUCGACAACGACCAAACACUUGUUGCCAGGUCGCCAACAAAUGGACAGCUGGAUCGAUAUGCGAUACGGCAGAGGACUGGCUCGUCCGUGCGGGAUUCAACCACGGGCUCACGGUUUUUCCCGAGGAACAAGUUCGCGCUCGGCGAGACGCGGUGGCAGCUUCAACGACAGAGGCGUCUGCUUUCGCCAAUUUUUCUGGAUUUCGACAAGGUACCCUUAUCAUCAUCAACGCGUCCGGUUCUGUUUGUUGGAAAUCAUACCCGUUUGGGGCUCAUCGAUUUACCAUUUCUGAUUGACCAAGUCUGGAAGAGCCGGGGUGUAUUCGUGCGGGGUCUGGCACAUCCCAUUAUAUUCGCGAUGCAGCAGCGGGGUCAGUCUCAAUGGGAAAGUGCGGGAGAUCGGCAGCGCACGCGAGCCCGCGACUUUGCGACGAAUCUCGCUGCACUAGGCGCUGUAUCUGUAUCACCGCGAACGGUUUACAGUCUCCUUCGGAACGGCGACUCUUUAUUGCUUUUCCCAGGCGGCGCCCGUGAAGCAUAUAAGAGACGUGGCGAAAAUAAUCAAAUUUUUUGGCCGAAGGAUGAAGAGUUUGUGAGACUUUGUGCACGCCUCGAUGCUGUUAUUGUGCCUUUUGCCUCUUUUGGCCCUGAUGACAGCUUCGACGUCGUGGCGGACGGAGAAGAACUCUUGAACGUACCUUUUCUGGGCGGCUUUAUUCGCAAUCAGUUUGAAAGAAUGGGUGUUCGCGCUGAUAUUGUGCGUGCUUGGCGCUCGCCGCUUUCCGAGCAGCCCUCUGAUGCGGCGAUCGCAGACCUGUUGAUCCCGCUGCUGCGACCGCGGCCGCCACUGCGACUCUACUUCCAGUUUUUCGAUCCGGUAUAUCCCGAUGCAUCCCUUGUAAGAGAUCGGCAACGAGCGCAGAGCAUCUAUGAGGACAUCCGCUCUACAGUCGCGAAUGGUUUGCGUCAUCUCGAAUGCAUCGCCAAAAGACAGGACGCAUACCUCCAUUUUCAUCAGCGUUUCCUGUACGAAAGCCUUCAUCAGGGUGCACAGGCACCAACACUGACACCCUGGUCCACUGUAGAUGCGCAUUUGCUGCUGGACUGA
Messenger RNA from Cyanidioschyzon merolae strain 10D, 3123 nucleotides. RefSeq lists its product as hypothetical. Bases 1 to 3123 code for a protein of 1040 amino acids. The record is from RefSeq and is a predicted model, not a curated record. Gene Ontology annotation, cellular component: membrane. NCBI's taxonomy places the organism in Eukaryota, Rhodophyta, Bangiophyceae, Cyanidiales, Cyanidiaceae. The transcript has a single exon.